AUGCCGUCCACAAAUCAAGGCCCCCGUCGGGUUGGUCAAUGGAUUUACCUUCGACCAGAAUGCAUCGAAGAGUACAAAAAGUGCCAUGCAGAAGUCUGGCCAGCAGUGCUAGAACAAAUCAAAGACUCCGACAUCAAAGACUACUCAAUCUACUUGACCCUUUCACCCCGUCCCACGCUUUUCGCGAGCUUCAAAUACGUCGGCAGUGCAUUUGACAAGGACAUGGAGCGUAUGGCAGCCAACCCUACAGUCCAGGAAUGGUGGCAAAUGACAGAUAGAAUGCAGGAAUCGCCUGUCGAGGGAGCAGUUGGAAGCGCCAGUGGGCCGGGAUGGUGGGGGCAGACCGAGGAAGUGUUUUAUAUGGAGUAG
Messenger RNA from Talaromyces marneffei, 369 nucleotides. RefSeq lists its product as uncharacterized. Lineage: Eukaryota; Fungi; Ascomycota; Eurotiomycetes; Eurotiales; Trichocomaceae. The record is from RefSeq and is a predicted model, not a curated record. Gene Ontology annotation, molecular function: racemase and epimerase activity, acting on carbohydrates and derivatives. The coding region runs from base 1 to 369 and encodes 122 amino acids. The transcript has 2 exons.